UAUUGCCUGCAAGAACUCUGGAGUAGAUUUGAUCGAAAUGAUUUUAUUAUUAAUUUGUUGUUGUUUCUUGUGCUAAUAAUGCAUAUGAUCUUUUUGCAGGCAUUUGGCAAAGCAUGCCCAAGUAAUACCAAUAUCAUUGAAUUUACUGAUGAAUUGAAGCAAUUAGUGUUGGACACACACAACAGUUAUCGAAAUGAAAUUGCGUGCGGUGAAGUUGAUGGAUACGACAAAGCCGCUCGGAUGGCAACUCUUGUAUGGCAUGAUGAGCUAGCAAAGUUCGCUGAAUAUAAUGUGCGUCGAUGCAUUUUUGGACAUGAUAAAUGUCGAAAUACCGAGAAGUUUUUGUAUGCUGGUCAAAAUUUGGGUAAAAGCAAGAAUAAUAAAGAAUUUGAGAUGGCCGAAGACAUCAUUAAAACGUUACAUGUUGGCUGGUUUGGUGAAAAAAAAGAUGCAAACAUGACUAUAAUAAAAAAAUAUAAUAAAACCGAGAAAAAAAUUGGCCAUUUCACGCAAUUAGUUCGAGAUCAGGCAUACGCUGUCGGAUGUGCAUUGGUGCAAUUUGAAAAAGACGGAUGGUUUACAUCAAUCUUUGGUUGUGAUUAUUCACUCACCAACAUUUUAAAUAAAUCGAUUUAUGCACCCGUUAACAGUGAUUCGACAAAUUCAGCAUCUAAAUGUAAAACCGGAACAAAUCCAGAGUUUAAAUGUCUUUGUAGUGCCAAUGAAGUUUACACUAAUAAAUUGUACUACAAAAAUUAAAGUCAUAACCAUUGUUGAAAACAUAGAGACGUAAUGUUUCUAUUAAAAUUGUCA
This is a messenger RNA of Contarinia nasturtii (swede midge), 813 nucleotides long. Its product is annotated as antigen 5 like allergen Cul n 1-like. The coding region runs from base 79 to 759 and encodes 226 amino acids. Lineage: Eukaryota; Metazoa; Arthropoda; Insecta; Diptera; Cecidomyiidae. The transcript has 4 exons. The record is from RefSeq and is a predicted model, not a curated record.